UACACAGCACACCUUGCUCAACCUUUGCACAGCAUUGCUGCAUUUUGCAAAGAAGGACAAAAGAAAAAACAAAAUGCAAAGCUUCAGCUAACGCGACAUGUGAGAGCACGGAGAGCAGGGACAAAUGCACACAGGUGACCAGGCCUCGUUCCACGGAGCAAGAGGAGUCUGUUUUUAAUAUUUCCACUCACACAUGGAGUGAAAAUGCUGAACCAAAGGAGACCUAUCACUCAACCUUGCCACCUGGUGGAGCUGUGAAGGUUAAACCCACUGCUGGACAAGAGGAAUAUCACACACACAACUACCUCCCUCAUCUGGGGGAAUGCCUGCUCUGCAACCUUUCCCUCGGUUCCACCUCAUUUUUACCUGCUAAAGACAACAAAACAGGCUGCAUCGUUUGGUGAAGGGUUUCAAACUUUCCUCUCCAGCUUUACUUCACAGAAGUGCCUGGAUGAGGCAGAAAGAGAUUGUUCUCCCUCUGAUGUAUAAGCACAUGCACGCGGGACAUGAUCCACGGCAGUGAGCAACAGUUAACUGUGUCAGUUUGCAAAUAAGAAGCAAAUUGAGCCACACGGGAAAAGUCAUCCCGACAAAAAAAAGGCAGACCAGGAAGAGCAAAGCAAGAUGGAGAUCUCAUCAAAUGACACAUUCUCUGCAGCUCCAACAAUAGCACAAAAUGUCACAGGACAGACGGACAAAACUGCCUCUCACAACUGGGAGUUCUUGGUGGCCGUCCUGGUCACAGCCAUCUCCAUCUCCAUCCUCAUCACCCUUCUGGCUAAAUGCCAGGUGGUCCGCCGUUACCUGGCCAGUUACCGACACACACGGCUGAGGGAGACGGACACUGUGAGCCAGUGUGAGCCCUCAGGCCUAGAGGUGGAGUUUAACGUCCAAAACGGACGUGGGAUGAACCCUCACUCUAUCUCGUCCAUGAGUGAGGAGGACGACGACGGCUUCAUCGAGGACAACUACAUCCCAGCCAUGGAGAGAGCGCGGGCUGAGAGAGCGGCAGAAAUCAUGGAGGACACCGAAGAGGAGAUGGAUGAGAUUGAAUUUUCCAUUGCAUAGUGUCAUAGUCUCAUAGUCUCUCUACACCUCCAACCAUCAAUUCCACUCCCACUCCAAUCAUCUUUACACCCACAGAGGGUGAAUUAUUAUUCUACACAUUUUCAACAUGUGGUUUAUACUGUAGGUCUCAACUAAUGUGCAUUUUAUACACAGGACAAUGAAUAUUUAAGUUAUGUGUGGUGUAUUUAUCAACAUCGGUAACAGUGAUUUAUAUGUGACUUUGUAUGAAUCAAAGGGAUAAAGUUGUGUCUUGAAACAGACAUAUUAUUCUUCCGUAGCUAUUCACAUGAACCAAUCACCACCGUACUGUAUAUGUUAACAGUUUCUCAAUGUUUGAUUGUUUUGAUUAUGGCGUAGACAUGGGACAUGGAAAAUAUGUUUGAGGAUGACUUCAAAUGUGCUGAGUGAAAAACAGCAACAUGUACAUUGAGUUAUACAAAACAUGGGCUGCAAUUAAAAAGCCUGAAGUAAACUUAAAUUAUUUCUUAUAAUUAAAAUCCUUAUAUUUAAACAAUAUAUUUAAACUGAUUGAUUAGCUGUUUAUAGGCUAGUUAUAGUUUUAAUGUAUUUGCAUUAACUUACAUUUUUAAUGCUGCAAGGUUAAAUCAUUCCUUUUGUAGGUAAGACAACAGAAAAAAACAGGGUUAAAUGGCAGCUGUCAUGUGUGAGGAUGUAAUUAUUUAUGCUGCUAUUUUUAAGGAUAGUAACAAUAGGGAGGAAAUGAGCAUAAAUUCAUGACUUCCCAGGAGGAGAAAUCAGGCCCAUAAUUGAAUGAAUGAAUGAACGAAUGAAUGAAUGAAUGAAAGAAAGGACAAAGUCCAUUUGUUUGGCUCUGUUUGAUUCUCACCAGUCACAGAGUGGAGCCAGCAAUACUCACCUUACUUUUUAAACUUCACAAACACUGGAAGAUGAAGAGCAGAGCUGAAGCCUGACACAGCCCUGGAGCGUCGUGGAAGCUGUGGUGAUGAUGAAGGGAGCAGCCUGACAGGUCUCUCUCUCUGUGUGUGUGUGUGUGUGUGUGAGACUGACUGUCAGGACAAGGAGCGACUAUACCCGGAAACACAGAGAACCAAGUUCACGUAGAAGAGCAGGGGAGAAACCGGAACAAUGUCGAUUCUGAAUUCAAAAUAAAGCUCCAGAGUCUCAAUUGUUUACGUUAUUAAAUAAUGUACACAAUUGAGACUUUUAUUUUACAAAUGAUUGGUAUUGAUUUUAAAUAACUAAAAUACAAGCCCUGUACUUGAAAUAAAAACAAGAGUACAAAAAUAAAUGCAGUAAUUACAUGUCAUGAUUUAGUGGAAAAUAAAAGUAAAAAGUUAUUAAAAUGUACUAUAGAUGUUGCAUUUCAGUAGUAGUUUUACAUGUUGUGUAAGCUUAUAAUGUGACAAUCUCAAUAUGACAUGUGACUCUUACUGGGAGGGAAACAUAAGAUCCUAAAUUUCUAUAAUCAUUUGUAGUGGCGUAGCUACAAUCACCAAUAUUGAUGAAAGAAAAGCAUGUCCUUUCAUGUCCUAAACAUUUGCAAUAAAUAAACUGCCAAUAGUUUUCACUAAU
Messenger RNA from Solea solea (common sole), 2622 nucleotides. RefSeq names its product chromosome 9 C1orf210 homolog (gene c9h1orf210). Lineage: Eukaryota; Metazoa; Chordata; Actinopteri; Pleuronectiformes; Soleidae. Bases 625 to 1068 code for a protein of 147 amino acids. The transcript has 4 exons. The record is from RefSeq and is a predicted model, not a curated record.